AUAAAGCUGCUGGAUUCUCAAGCAUUCAAGACCCUCAAAGCUUUGAUCCAUUUUCUCCAAGAACUCAACAAGUCCAUAUAGAGAAGCAGAUGGCGGUUGCUCACUGGCUGGUUCUUUUUGUUACGGUAAUUGUGGUGAGCAAUAUGCGGGAUGUGAAUGGCGCGUUACUAGCAGCGACCUUGGAAGCGAUAACUAAAGCUAACGUGAACGGCCCUUACAUCGGCAUCGUGAUUCCCAAUCUUUUCGAGAUGGGUCCACUUCUUAAUUCAUCGAACUACAGCGCUGCUGAAAUCAUAGAUUUCUCAGGUAGAAGAUUUCGAUUCGGGACAGUCGAAGAGAGGAAAGUCAUACUGGUCAUGACAGGACUGAGUGUGAUAAACGCAGCCAUCACCACGCAGCUUCUGCUAAGCUUCUUCAAUGUGGAGGGAGUAAUUCAUUACGGAAUUGCUAGGAAUGCUAACCCCGAUUUGCACAUCGGAGACGUCGCUAUUCCCCAGUAUUGGGCACAUACCGGUCUUUGGAAUUGGCAGAGAUAUGGGCAGGGUCCAGAAGAUGAACUCACAUUGGAAUCAAACGGAGACUACACGAGAACGCUUGGGCACUUGAGGUUUGCGAAUUACACUACAAACGUCACGGGUUGUGCUUCACACGACAAUCUCUUGAACAACAUAUGGUAUCAACCGGAGGAAGUGUUUCCCGUCACAGGAACUCCUGAAGAAAGACAACACGAGUUCUGGGUCCCCGUCGGUUCCACCUACUUCGCAGUGGCCAAGAAGCUUGAGGGCUUGAAAUUGAAACCUUGCGUGACCACGUGCUUAAACUACACGCCGAGUGUAAGCACCGUUGAAAGAGGCAUAAGUGCCAGCAUCUACCUUGACAACAGCGCCUACCGGAGCUUCAUCUACGACAAGUUCAAUGUGAGCCCUGUGGACAUGGAGAGCGCAUCGGUCGCCCUAAUCUGUUACCAGCAGAAUACGCCUUUCAUCGCCAUCAGGGCGCUCUCUGACUUGGCCGGCGGUGGGUCUGCCGAGUCGAACGAGGCCGACACUUUCGCUGACCUCGCCUCGGACAAUGCGGUGAUGGUCGUGGUGGAGUUUAUAAAGCAGCUUUCCUCCGAAACUCUCUCUAAUGGCAAGAUUGGCAGCCUAAUAUAAUGUUCUAUUGUCAAUAAUAAUGCAAUGAUCCAUUGCGUUUGUGUCUAUUUGCGUAGCAACAUGAACCCUGAUGGGCCUUGGACCUUGGCAUAGCUGGGGAAGAAACUUCAGCAGUGACCGACUGCCUCAAAAAUUUCCCAUAUCAUUUCCCUUACUUUAAAUCCUCCCAUAGUAAUAAAAGAUCAAAGUCACGAGGGUUUGAUGAUUCGAAA
Molecule: messenger RNA, 1366 nt
Organism: Eucalyptus grandis
Lineage: Eukaryota; Viridiplantae; Streptophyta; Magnoliopsida; Myrtales; Myrtaceae
Product: bark storage protein A
Exons: 5
Coding region: 90-1154 (354 amino acids)
Biological process (GO): nucleoside metabolic process
Molecular function (GO): catalytic activity
Source: RefSeq, a predicted model, not a curated record